CAACCCCUUCUCCACUUGGCGAACAACACAACCAGCACUUUGCCAGUGUGCCCUGAGACAGACCACCCCGUUGGACACAUCAGGAGCUUUCGCAUCAUCUUGGACUUCAGCAAAGGGAUUUCCUCCCAGUUGGUUUGGUUUUUUUUUUUCUUCUCGAUCCCUUCACAUUCACCGCGGUUGGGAUUCCAGGCCGCUGUGAAUGCCGAAGUCGACGGCAGGAGGAGGCGACGUGGUGACCAUGUGGAUCCCGACCCCCAGCAUGACCCUCCCGCAGCGCUUGGUGCUCUACGGGACGUGCGCCGUGGCGUUGUUGAACUCCGUGGGCCUCCUGGUGCUGGUGGCGCAGCAGAACCAGCAGCGCGCCCUGCUGGAGCGGACGGAGACCAAGCUGACGGAGGUGGAGCGGAGCUCGGUGGUGGAGUUCCUCCAGGAGGUGCCCAGAGGGGCGGCGGGGCUGAGGGCGAGCGCCGGGGAGCACCAGAAAAACCAGUACCAAUACCAGUACUCCAGGAAUAAGAGAAGCGGCGCGCUGGAGAAGGAGGUGGAGGAGCCUCAGCGGGAGGAGGCGCAGGAGGUCAGUCUGCAGGAGGCCAGUCAGGAGGUGGGGGAGGAAGCAGAGAGGAAGGCGACCGACGAGAUGAAGCACAAGCACCAGCGCGGGCAGAGCUACCACAAGGCACAGGUGCAGGACGACGUGAUGAUGAUGAUGACUUACUCCAUGGUCCCGAUCAAAUUGUUGAUUGACAUCUGCAACAGCACCAGGGGAGUCUGCAUCGCCGGACCUCCGGGGCCGCCUGGAUUACCCGGUUUGGACGGCCUUCCCGGCCACAAUGGGAGUGAUGGCAUUCCCGGACUGAAUGGGCUCCCGGGGGCCGAUGGGAAAAGAGGGAAGAAAGGGGAGAAAGGAGAGCCGGGUGAAAAGGGAGAGCGUGGAGAGGCCGGCCUGCAAGGAGAGACGGGACAACCGUCCAAUGACGUCAUAGUCGAGGGUCCUCCUGGGCCGCCAGGUCCCCCCGGACCCCCCGGCCCUCCUGGCCCUCAGGGGCCUUCCAGAACAAGGCACCACAGAGCCAACCUUCAGGCUGCUCACACUCUGGGACUUUUACAAGCAAAUCCAAACGACGAAACCUCCUCCGUGAAACGCCACCAGCAGCCCGCCAGGAGCCACGAGUGCCUGAUCAAGUCUCUGAUCAACCCCAGGAACGUGACCAAGAUGGAGAACACGUUCGGCGCGUGGAUGAGGGACAGCGCCCGGCCGAACGACGAGAGGGUUUGGGUGGCGGAGCACUUUUCCGGUCGCGUGGUGAAGGAGUAUCAGAGCGCCGCCUCCUUCCAGAACGGCAGCGGCAGCGCCGUGGACCUCAGGAAGUUCUACCAAGGCUGCGGCCACGCCGUUCACAACGGCUCCCUCUACUACCACAUCGCCGGCACCUCCAGCAUCGCCAGAUUCGACCUCCUCACCAGGAGGCUCCACGCGCUCACCGUGGACAACGCGCUGCACCACAACCUGGCCUACCUCCUGCACAACUCCAAGACCUACUUCAAGGUGGCGGCGGACGAGAACGGCCUGUGGCUGAUCUUCGCCUCCAGCGUGGACGAGAGCGUUACGGUGGCCCGGCUGGACCAGGGGACCUUCUCGGUGGCGUCCUACAUCAACACCACGUACCCGCGCGCCAAGGCCGGCAACGCCUUCAUCGCCUGCGGGGUCCUGUACGUCACCGACGCCAAGGACGCCAGGGUCACCUUCGCCUUCGACCUGCUGAGGGGGAAGCCGGUGAACGUGACCUUCGACCUGAGGCCCGCCGGCGGCGUUCUGGCGAUGCUGUCCUACAGCCCGGAGGACAGGCACCUGUACGCGUGGGACAGCGGCUACGUCAGGCUCCAAGUGGUGCACUUCACCUCCGACGAGUGACGGAUGGGGGUGGCGCCUCUGGGAACUCGUCAUAUUUACAUUUUUUAGGGGAGGUACACACUAGUCCGAACUUCCUGUAGAGCAUCCCGUCACAAACCCGGUUGUUUUUUUUUUUUGGUCAAAUAAUUGUUGUCAAACUGUUUAAAGAUAAAUACUGCUGUAUUUAUAUUCUAUUGUACAUGGGAGAUUUUGGAUUUACUAACAGCGUGUACACUUUUUAUAAUUUUGUAUCAAACUAUUUAAUUUAUAUUGAACAUCUAACUCCACUUUGACCGUCUGUAUUGUUAGCUCUUAGUGUAUUUGCAUGAUAUAUUUGAUGUAUUUUCUUAUUCCGUACAUAUUGACAAUCCAUCAGCAUGAUAUCGGCUGGUCGCGCCUUUCUUCUCGACAGAAAAUCACCAAAAAAAACAAAAAACAACAGUGCAAAAUCCGCCUGAUGAAAUAAAAAGAAUUUAUUCACUUUACAAAGGUAAAACUCUGACCAUGACCUGUUCUCUCACACACCUCCAGGCUCAAGUGCCCUAGUAAUAGCGUCUACCCAUUAUAUAGGCUUCUUUUGCAUUAUUUCAUGCACACACAUACACACCAGUAGGACCAUUUUAAAACACUUAAGCUACAUACAGUACAUAUAGGGGGCCGAAAGAGGGAGAGAAACACAAAUCUCUUUAAUAAAUACCAUACGCACACACCUAACAAAAGUUACAACUAAUCCAGCUUGUAUGAUACAAACCAAAAAUAAAGAAAUGCUUUCAUGUU
Pungitius pungitius (ninespine stickleback) is the source of this 2668-nucleotide messenger RNA. RefSeq names its product gliomedin (gene gldn). Lineage: Eukaryota; Metazoa; Chordata; Actinopteri; Perciformes; Gasterosteidae. The transcript has 10 exons. The coding region runs from base 200 to 1912 and encodes 570 amino acids. Gene Ontology annotation, biological process: signal transduction. The record is from RefSeq and is a predicted model, not a curated record. Gene Ontology annotation, cellular component: cell surface.